GGACCAAUCAGCGUCGGCCGCCGCGCUCAUCACCUCCUCAGUGUUUUAGAAUGAAGGUGAGCGGCGGCAGCUCAGACUGUCCUUCCUCUGAUUUUAAACCCUGAAGCCUCGGAGGAAACGUUGACUGAACAAGAGAGGAGCCGGCAGUCGAAGAAGGGAUGGAGAGUCACGGGGAUAGCGGGGUCCUCCGGUCCCGCUGCAGACCCGUCCCCAAGAUGCCCACCUUCCCCGACCUGGACGAGCCUUUAAACGGGCAGCUGAGUCCGGGAAAGCACCAGCUGGAGAACGGGGAGAUUCGCAUCACCAGCAACGGGCGACUUGAGAUGGAGCAUGUGAUCAGUAAAAAGCUGCAACUAAAAAGGAAAGCAGAGUACCUGAAGAGCGACCUGAUGCGUCAGUUUGAGGGUCAGGUCAGCGACUUCAUGGACAGUCUUAUUGAAGAAUCAGCCAGUCUUGAGCCUGCACCUGUACCUGCUGUCUUCUCACCUCCACUGUCCGACAAGGAGAGGAGUAAACUCAGGCAUUUUCGUCCUCCUCACGGCCAGGGAAAGCUCUUUGUAAGUCGCAGGUCGCUCCUCGAUGAGCUGUUUGAGGUGAACCACAUCAGGACUAUCUACCACAUGUUCAUCGCUCUGCUCAUUCUCUUCAUCCUCAGUACACUGGUGGUAGAUUUCAUUGAUGAAGGCAGACUGGUGCUGGACUUCGGCCUGCUGGUCUAUGCGUUCGGACAGUUUCCCCUGGUGGUGUGCACGUGGAUCUGCAUGUUCCUGUCUGUGCUGCUGGUUCCCUACAGCCUGUUCCACCUGUGGGCUCAGAGUCAGUCUCACAGCCACCCAGGGAUGUACAGUUUGCUGUUUGGCUCUGUGUUCCUGCUGUACCAGGCUCUGGGUCUGGGAUUCCUGCCCACAUACAUGGCGGUGACCAACAGUGUGCCGCCUGCAUCCUGCUUCAUCAUCAUUCUGGAACAGGUCCGUCUAAUGAUGAAAGCUCACUCCUUUGUCCGGGAAAAUGUACCGAGAGUCCAGACCUGGGCUAAAGACAAGACCAGCCCUGGACCAGUGGUUCCUCAGGUUUCUCAGUAUCUUUACUUCCUGUUUGCACCCACACUAAUCUACAGAGACAAAUACCCCAGGAACCCUGUGAUCCGAUGGGGCUACGUGGCCACAAAGCUGCUUCAGGUACUCGGCUGUCUGUUUUAUGCCUACUACGUGUUCGUGCGGCUGUGUAUCCCUCAGUUCCACAGCAUCGGUCUGCAGCUGUUUGAUCUGAGGGCCAUGGUCCUCUGUGUCUUCAACUCCAUCCUGCCUGGAGUGUUGGUUCUCUUCCUGGGAUUCUUCGCCUUCCUCCACUGUUGGCUCAACGCUUUUGCUGAGAUGCUUCGUUUUGCCGACCGGAUGUUCUACAAGGAUUGGUGGAAUUCGACCUCUUUUGCCAACUACUAUCGCACGUGGAAUGUGGUGGUCCAUGACUGGCUGUAUUACUACGUGUACCGGGACUUUCUGUGGAUCUCUCAGAAGCGCUUCCGACCGGCUGCCAUGCUGUUUGUGUUCACCGUGUCUGCCGUGGUCCACGAGUACAUUCUAGCCGUUUGCUUUGGCUUCUUCUACCCUGUGCUCUUCUGCCUCUUCAUGUGUUUUGGAAUGAUGUUCAACUUCAUUCUGCACGACCAAAGGAAAGGUCCCAUCUGGAACAUCAUCAUGUGGACGUCUCUGUUCCUGGGUCAGGGGGUCAUCAUCUGUCUGUACUCCCAGGAGUGGUACGCUCAGCGCUACUGCCCCCUCAAAGAGCCUUCCUUCCUGGAGCUGCUGAAGCCUCGUUCCUGGAGCUGCCAGAGAGGCCUGAUGGGAAACUGACCAUCACACUGAACUGGGCCUACUGGGAGGAUCAGUAGAACUUAGACCAGCCUUUCUGUCACUGUCAUAACUUCUGUUUGUUUUAUUUUAUUGCACUAAGUGUACGGAUGUGUGGAAGAGUAUCUGCCGAAAUGCUAAAAAAAAACCCACAGCAAAGCCACAGUGAUGCCUUUAUAUACAUGUAUGUUUUAAGUUUUCAAAGGCAAACCCCUCAACAAAAUGAUUAGUUCACAUGAAAACACUCGUGAACCUGUUUUUUAUGUGCCAUUAUUUAUUUUUCUGCUGUUCCCCUUUUGCCUUGAUCGACUGUGAAACCACGGCAGCGACGACACGGCAGCUGAAUGAAAACACAAGACAAACACUGUUCACGUAUGCAGUAACGGUUAAUAUUUAACGAAGGACAUUCAGUCUGCUGUUUGGACAAUCCUAUUCAUCUCCACUGCCAAUAAGAUUGUUUUUGAGAACCCGACCACUGUUUGGUGUUUUGUAUAAAUCUGAGGAACAGUGGUUUCUGUAUUAGGACUUCAAGACUGAUAUCUUACAUUUACAACAUUUAAUCAGAACUUUUUUUCCAUGUAUUGAGCCACAAGUUAAGAAGCAAUGCACUCAUUAAUUAUUAUUAUUAUAAUCUAAAAGUUAUGAGCUGAACACUGAAGACCGUAAAGGAAAAUGUGAGAGGUGAAUGUGUUGUAUGAAGUUAAUUUAUUCCAUGACUGCUGGAUGUAUUCUUAAAGCUUCAACUCAGCUGGUUUGAACAUACGUCGAGCAUCGCUGAGACAGAGAAUGAUGUCGUAUUUUGUUUAUAACCGACGUUGAGAGUCGUGUGUCUGAAUAACUACUACUGUAAAACCUGCAGCUGGCUGCUAGAAUGUUAUGGGUUAGUAAUGAUACUUGAUUAGCACUAAGGGCUACAGUUCACAUUGUCAGAUACUCAGUACAAUAAAUCAAAGUGUAUUUAAAUCAUGCAAGUAUGCAUUUUACACAACAGUAAUUUUGAUGUCACACUAAUGGAAUAUGUGUUUAAUGAGCUUUUGGUGAUUUUGUGUUCUUGAAAUAAUGUUUGUAUUAUUAUUGAGGAAACUAAUGCACAGUUAAUGUUGCCAAUUCUGACAUGUUUCAGUGCAGGGAGACCAUGAUGAUGCUUGUAACUGAUGAGAUGCACAAUAGAAAGUGAAAACCAGCAACUCAGCACUUCAUAAAACUGGAUGACCACAUGGUGGCGCUGUAUUAAAGCUUUUAACUUUGUUCCCCAACAGAAGAUUCUUUUGAUUUCUUCACAAAAAAUAACAAAUAUUUCAAAUUAUUUGUCAAUAUGCAUGACUAAUAGCAGGAAUAUUGGAAAUUUAAACUCAUGAACUCCACAUUUGAAGUUUUAAUCUUGCUUUGUGUUUUAGAUAUUUUUAAAUAAAGAUCAUAUUUAUUACA
Molecule: messenger RNA, 3278 nt
Organism: Amphiprion ocellaris (clown anemonefish)
Lineage: Eukaryota; Metazoa; Chordata; Actinopteri; Pomacentridae
Gene: soat1
Product: sterol O-acyltransferase 1
Exons: 16
Coding region: 159-1853 (564 amino acids)
Biological process (GO): cholesterol efflux; cholesterol metabolic process
Cellular component (GO): endoplasmic reticulum membrane
Molecular function (GO): fatty-acyl-CoA binding; cholesterol binding; cholesterol O-acyltransferase activity
Source: RefSeq, a predicted model, not a curated record